GCAGAAGAAAAGUGGAUGGUGUAUUGAACCACCUGCUGUCAAUAUUCUGUUUAACCCACGCAUUGAUUCAAGUCGUCACAACAGUAUGGCAUCGCUUACGUACAUAUUACUGUCAAUAUAUGUGUUGUAAGACCGGACCGUCUCCGUCCCGCACUAACAAGCCUCAGUAGAAGAAAAGGGAUGGUGGAUUGAACCACCUCCAGACCAAAAUCUAUUUAAGCCAAACGUUUUCACGGAAUGAUGGACAGCAUUUGCAGAUCUUGAACCAGCGAUCAACCUGAAUGUUUCAGGAAGUUAGCAGUCACAGAACGUAAUACCCACACCACAAGCUGUCACAGCCAUGACCUCCGUCGUCCCCAAAAUCGCCAUCGUCGGCGCCGGCCCCGCAGGCCUGACGCUCGCCCGCCUCCUCCAUGUCUCAGGCCUCAAGCUCGAAGUAACUCUCUUGGAGCGUGACCUUUCUCCUGCCUCGCGCCGAGAACAAGGCGGCACGUUGGACCUGCAUACCCACACGGGUCUCGCCGCGAUUAAGAAAUGCGGUCUUUGGGACGAAUUCCAGAAGCACGCUCGCUACGACGGCCAAGAGGUAAUUUUGAUGGACAAAAAUGCGACGGAGUUGGUGCAUAAACGCGUUACGUCGACGCUGCAGGACAGACCCGAGAUUGAUCGGGUCUGGUUACGGAAGAUACUGUUGGACGCAGUGCCGGGCUGUUGGAUUAACUGGGGGAGGAAGGUUAGGACGGUGACGGAUGAUGGGAAGGUAAGACUUGAUGUCUUGGCUGAGGGGAACGGUGGUGAGGUCAAGGCUGAAGGCGCGGAGGAGGAAGGACCGUUUGAUUUGAUUGUUGGUGCGGACGGGGCGUGGAGUAGAGUUCGGCAACGGUUGAUGCCGCAUGUGACGCCGAGGUACUCGGGUGUGAGUGGAUACGAGGUGGCCAUCUUUGAGCCAACAAAGACUUGUCCGCAUGUUGAUAAGAUGGUAGGGCAGGGUAUGUUCAUCGGCCUAUCAGAUCGGAAGUCAUUGAAUGCGCAGCGGCUGGGAGACGGGAGCAUCAGGGUUCGGAGUUGGUCCUAUUGCCCUGAGACCGAGGCCCAGGAGACUCUGAACAAGUUGGGAAAGGAAGGGACGAGAGAGAAAAUCUUGGAGAGGUUCGCGACGUGGGCGCCAGAGAUGACGGAGCCGUUCAGACACGGGGACCUGGAUUCGUUGAUGCAUAUGACGCUGUACGAAUUACCUGUCGGUUCUAAGUGGGACCACCAAAAGGGGUUCACGCUGAUAGGAGAUGCGGCGAGUCUCACAACACCGUUUAGUGGAGAGGGUGUCAACAAGGCGAUGAAGGAUUCACUCGAACUGGCUGAAUUAAUCGAGAAGAGCCAGGAACCGAACGAUGACCUCACGCUCGAUGAAGCGGUCCUGCGCUAUGAGAAGUUGAUGUUUCCCAGAGCUGAGAAGCUGCAGGCAAAGACUAUACUCUACCGGGACGCCAUGUUGGGGCCUAAUGCACCGCUUGGACUCUUCAGCGAUAUGCUGAAAACCAUAGCAGGUGACAGCCCCUCCUUCUUCGUGAGACUUCUGGGAUCGGCGCCGGUUGUUGCGCUUGUGUAUAGCUACUUCUGGGUUUACAUCCAGAUUGGCUGGGCUGUACGCAAGUUCUGGAGGAGAACGUAAGGAUUUGACUAUUUGGCAUUAGACGGACGGUUGCCCUACCAAAUAGAAGGGCACCUGGAGGAGCUUACAGCUUGCUCUUGUUACAUCAUACUCUCGUAGAAGGGAUCUAACCCGGUCAUGGUCCACUUAAUCAACAUAACUAGCAUAUCGCAAUACGGGUGAGACGCUUCGUCUGUCUCUAGGUGUCUCAGGAGAAACUUGGUCCUCGGAACAGGACGGAGAAAUCGAACGUACCUACAGACUAUGUUAACCGUUAUCUGCAUGCGCUUCUUCUUCGACAUGACGAAC
Pseudomassariella vexata is the source of this 1957-nucleotide messenger RNA. RefSeq lists its product as uncharacterized. The transcript has a single exon. The coding region runs from base 341 to 1669 and encodes 442 amino acids. The record is from RefSeq and is a predicted model, not a curated record. Gene Ontology annotation, molecular function: FAD binding. Lineage: Eukaryota; Fungi; Ascomycota; Sordariomycetes; Amphisphaeriales; Pseudomassariaceae.